Molecule: messenger RNA, 6131 nt
Organism: Tachysurus fulvidraco (yellow catfish)
Lineage: Eukaryota; Metazoa; Chordata; Actinopteri; Siluriformes; Bagridae
Gene: flt1
Product: fms related receptor tyrosine kinase 1
Exons: 30
Coding region: 269-4111 (1280 amino acids)
Biological process (GO): positive regulation of kinase activity; protein phosphorylation; multicellular organism development
Cellular component (GO): signaling receptor complex; plasma membrane
Molecular function (GO): ATP binding; vascular endothelial growth factor receptor activity
Source: RefSeq, a predicted model, not a curated record
CCACAAUGGACAAGAGAGAGAGAGCGACAGACAGAAAGAGCGUGUGUGUGUGUGUGUGUGUGCAUGCAUGUGUGCGGAGUUCACAAGUGACGCGGUUCCGCACCUCACCAGAACGGAGCGCUUUUCAGUUUGACUGCUUCCACCGUGCGCGCGCGCCACAAUUCUGCUCAUUAUAACCGGAGGACCGAAAAGAGUUUGUUAUAACAAAAAUACCUCGGGGGGAAAAUUUUGAACUGAUUUACGAGAACAGGAACUUUUUGUCACCAAGAUGCUGGAGAUCUUUUUAGUGAUGCUGUGUGGACUGACGAGCUGUGUGCUGACCAAAGAUGCAGACUCUAAAGGAAGGUUCAACUCUCCAGUGCUGGAUGUUACUGAGCGACAGAUCAUCCUAGAGGAGAACCAAGUCCUCCAGCUGAACUGCAGGGGGCGAUGGGAGCUAGAGUGGGUGUUCCCCUCGGGUGUGAGCAAGAGCCAUCCGAGUGCCCGUGUAGAAGAGACUCGUUGUGGCAAGCGCUCAAACCAGUAUUGCAGCCGCCUUAUCCUCAGCCCUGCCUUAGCCCAGCUUACAGGUUCCUACCGCUGUCGCUACUCCCACAAGCAGCACAAAAACACCUCCGUCUACGUUUUCAUCACAGAUAGCCAGCAGCCAUUUGUAAAGGUGCAGAAAGAGAUCCCAGACGUGGUCUACAUGAAAGAAGGACAAGACCUAGUGUUUCCCUGCAGGGUCACUAACCCUAACACCAACGUGUCAUUGGUCAAAUUUCCUGACCAAAUACUUGGCACUGAUCAGAAGACCAUCAUUUGGAAUAACAGAAAGGGCUUUGUUAUCCGAAGCCCCACAUACUUCUACAUUGGUCUGUUUUCCUGCGAAACCAUCAUCAAUGGGACAAAAUACAGCAACACAUUUUUGACUUACAGACCAGUGAAUAAGAUCCAAAAGGUAUAUCUAAACAGCACUGGCUUGGUACAGGCUCUAGAAGGAGAGAGGCUGGCCUUAAACUGCACUGUUACAGCUGAGUGGAACUCAAGAGUGAACAUCAACUGGAGUUAUCCUGGAAAGGGCAAUAAUAGAGCCUCAAUCAGUCGACGUAUAACUCGGAGCAUGACCAAUGUGGUGUUCUACAGUAUUCUCACCAUCCAUAAACUUCACAAGGAUGAUAAAGGUAUCUACAGGUGCCAUGUAACAAGUGGACCAGCAAAGCGGGAAGUCAACACCUCAGUUAUAGUUUAUGAUCAUUCCUUCAUCAAGUUAAAGCAUAGAGAUGGUCCACUGGUACAGGCAUAUGCAGGGCAGAAAUCCUUUCGCCUGUCCCCUAAAUUACGGGCAUUCCCUGAACCUGAAGUCAUUUGGCUGAAAGAUGGGGUGGUAGCAGCUGAGCAGUGUUCACGUUAUCAUGUAGACGGCUAUUCUCUGGUGAUUCGAGAUGUUGCUGAAGAGGAUGCAGGGGUCUAUACCAUCCUCACUCGAAUCCAGCAGUUUGGUCUUCAUCAGAACCUGACGCUCUCACUUGUGGUAAACGUUAAGCCUCUGAUUGGGGAGAAAGCUGUAGCGGUGCGUGACACAGCAACCGUGCCACGGUCCAGCAGGCAAGUCCUCCGCUGCACUGCUCAUGGGGUCCCACUGCCUCAGAUUCAAUGGCUCUGGCAUCGUUGCCCUUCUAAAGGCCUAUGCAAAGAGCAGGUUUCCUCGUCCUGGACCGCAGUGAGAGAGAAGACAGCAGGCACAUCCACCUACAAUCCCGUCCUGAGCGUCACAAACACACAGGAAGUGUUGCAGGGGAAAAAUAAGACUGUAGGUAUUUUAACAGUUGGCAAGGCCUUAAUAUCUGGCAUCUAUCGCUGCGUGGCUUCCAACUCAAUGGGCACAGAUGAACUGGACAUCCGCUUCUAUGUUACAGACAUCCGGGGAGGCUUCAGCAUCUCUGGGGAGUCAGUGGAGGGGCCAAGAGAGGGCAGAGAUUAUCACCUGUCCUGUGUAGCUAAUAAGCACCUGUAUUCCAACAUGUCCUGGCACAGAAUGUUAGGUAGCACAGCCAGUAACGUGGACGGCCCACCUCUGGUUGGAGAGCUGACGGAGGGAGAAUACUCGCUCACUUUGAGCUUGGCGCUGAUGAACCUGACAGCGCAAGACUCUGGGAUGUACCGCUGCUCUGUCACACAUCUGGUCACGGGGCAGCACUCCCAUCAGGAUGCACUUGUGGCAGUUGCAGUUCUGGAGGCUCCGGUGCUGCUGCAGAACCUCAGCGACUGCAGCGUGAACAUCAGCAACUCUGUGACUCUUCAGUGUAAUGCCAGUGGAGUGCCACGGCCUCUCGUCACGUGGUACAAGAACGGGAGGAAGCUCAAGCAGGUGUCUGGCAUCAUGCUGGCGCCGGAUGAUGGAACUCUUCACAUUGACCGCAUCACUGUUGAGGACGAGGGCAUGUAUACGUGUGAAGCCACCAAUGAGAGAGGAUCUGCAGAGAGCUCGGCUUACAUUUCAGUGGAAAAUUCGGAGUCUUUCUCUCUGGAGAUCCCCACAUUAGCCUGCACCUGUGUGGUGGCUACUCUCUUCUGGCUGCUCCUAACGCUUCUCAUUCGCAAGCUCAGACAGCCAAACUCAUCAAACAGUAAGACAGAAUACCUGCCAAUCAUCCUGCACCAAGGGGAGGGGCCUAUCGAUGAGCACUGUGAUAGGCUGCAGUAUGACGCUGAAAAGUGGGAGUUCCCACAGGAGCGUCUUCAGCUCGAAAAGCCACUUGGACGAGGAGCAUUUGGCAAAGUGAUGCAGGCGUCUGCCUUUGGCAUCGCAAACUCAAACGGCUGCACCACAGUGGCUGUGAAGAUGCUCAAAGAGGGCGCCACACCAAGUGAGCACAAGGCGCUAAUGACCGAGCUGAAAAUCCUCAACCAUAUUGGACAUCACCUGAAUGUAGUGAAUCUCCUGGGAGCCUGCACAAGACCAGGAGGGCCACUUAUGGUCAUAGUGGAAUACUGCAAGUACGGAAACCUGUCCUCAUACCUACGGAGCAAGAGAGAUGUGUUCAUGCUAAACAGGGUGACAGGAGAAGAGGAAAGCAGACGGCAGGACGAGUGUAAGAGCCGUGUGGAGAGUCAGAAAGUCAGCACUGAGUUAGAGGGUGAGAGAAGAGAGGAAAACGAGGAAGACAAAGGUUCUGUCUUGUGCUCGAACACUCCUUUACACCUAGAGGACCUGAUCUCAUACAGCUUUCAGGUGGCCAGAGGCAUGGAGUUCCUUGCCUCACGCAAGUGUAUACACAGAGACCUCGCUGCUCGGAACAUCCUUCUGUCUGAAAACAGCGUGGUGAAGAUCUGUGACUUUGGGCUGGCUCGAGACCUUUACAAAGAUCCUGAUUACGUGCGCAAGGGAGAUGCUCGCUUACCGCUGAAGUGGAUGUCUCCAGAAUCGAUCUUCGACAAGGUCUUCACCACUCAGAGUGAUGUGUGGUCUUUUGGUGUUCUGCUCUGGGAAAUCUUCUCACUCGGGGCUUCCCCGUAUCCAGGACUCAACAUUGACGAGGAGUUUUGCCACAGACUGAAACAGGGAACUCGGAUGCGUGCCCCAGAGUACGGCACCCCUGAACUCUACACCACCAUGCUGGAGUGCUGGGAGAGAAAUCCAUCAGACAGACCCAGCUUCAGCGAGCUAGUUGGAACACUGGGAGACCUUCUCCAGGCCCGUGUGCAACAGGAGGGGAAGGAUUACAUCCCAUUGAACACGUUAUUGUCAGGAGAGAGCAGUGGAUCUGAGCAUCUAGAUUACAGAGAUGUACACCAAGGAACCCCCAGUUACAUCAACACAAGAAUCGAUGCUAUUACGACAUUUGAAGAGGAUCUGAACAGAGAAGUCCAGGAUGAUUCCCAGUCUGACAGUGGCAUGGUUCUCCCAUCUGAAGAGUUCAUCCAGCUGAAAUGGACUGACAAGUUCAAGAGCAAGAAGAUAACCAGGUUCUUCAUGAAAAGCCAGCACCAGGAGAGAAUGUCCCCCACUUCAGCCCUCCGCUGUGUAAGCGGCGCCCCCUGUGGCCGGGGGGAAAAUGAUGACACCGGCGUCCCGUGUAGUACAUCUCCUCCUGAUUACAACACCGCUCUGCUCUGCCCUUCUCUUUAACACACUCCUUAAUUGACUAACUCUUCAAUUAGUGAGCGUAUAACUUGACAAAAAAAAGGUGACUCGAGGACUCGUUAGCUUUAAAUAAUUUAACAACUAUCCUAAUAUCUUCAUUUAGCCCAUUCAUCCUUAUAAAUAUUAUUAUUAUUCAUAAACACAUAAAUGUAAUUAGGAUUUUUAAAAUAUUCCUAUUAAAUAGCUCUUCUAAUUUAAAAAGAAACGGAUUAUGAAUUGUUAGAAGUUUCCAGAAAGGCUGGACAUCUUUGCUAAUUAAGUGUGCUUAAAUCUAAGUGUUUAAAUUCUAAAUCUUUUAUCUGAAACGUUUAUUUCAUUAAUAAUCAGUAAUAAUCAGUAAUAAUCAGUAUAUCACUAUUUUUUAAUCAGUUAUUUAACUGAAUCGAGAUUUCAAUUAUUUAAAAUACAGAUUACUAAAAUAAUUUUUUAAACAUUGAAAUAACACUUUUAAAAAUAUGAAUAUAUAAACAGUAACAUUGCUUUUUCUACAAAGAAAUCUGCACACAAAAUUAAACACCAACUUAUUUAAGCCUUUUAAAUAAUUUGCUUCCCUUUUAAAAUCAAUAUUCAUUUUAUUCCUCAUUUCACUUUGCCUUUUUGUUACAGUAUUUCCUAAUAUUUUACCAAAGAAAAAAAAAUACAAACCACCUUUAAAGCUCCAAGCAGGAACCAAACUGCUUCUGCAGCGAUUUCUUUACAUAUUUUUACACUUGAAUCUUCUCAAUAACCUUGCUUAAUUAAUCAAUGCUUUUUGGACUCCUCGUAACUCCUCGAUUUUUGUCCUCACAUGCCAACCUCAUGCUAAGUACAUUUGUAGUAGGAGAUUCUACAGUUUCAAAAAAGGAAGACACAAGGAAGUGUGAUUUAAAGGAACGAGAAUUCGAGAAGAGGAGAAAUAAAUUCAAAUUGUGAUUAAUUUUUCUGUUCACCGAGCAGCUAAAACCACUGAACUGUAGAGCAUCACAAUUUCACAAAUCUGUGUUGCCUGAACUAAUGCUGGAUGUCUACUGUACAACACGUUUAUUUAUUUACACUCAUUACCUUAGAUCUGCAUUUUUAAUACAGUAAGGAUUUAUGUAGAUGCUUUUUUUGUACACUGCCUUGCUGAAAGUAUUCACCCCAGUGCAACUUUUAUAAACCUUUUCUAUUUUAGAAAUAAAAUCCUGUCAGCUGUGAAUAAGAUUUUAGUUAAUGGGGAAACAGUCACGUUUAAGUCACAUUGCACGACGAGAAAUUAAACAGAGGCCGUGUCUCGGUCAGCGCCCCUAUUUCGUGUACACAGGUUCAGACACUGUAUAUUUUUUCUGUGAGAGGCUUCAGAAAACAUGACAUCAUUUACACUACAGGAACAUAGUGAGCGUCACUGCACCCUUGGCACAUUGUGUUAUUGGAAGGAUUUUGCAAUUUAGACAGCCUUUUCAGUGUUGAUUGAGACACAACCCAAUCACAUGAUCUCAAAACAAGUCCACGGUUUUCUUGAAGGCCUCAGAGACUGUUAAAGACUAUGCGUAAUUCAUGAAGGCCAAGGAGCAAAACUCACCAUGAUGCUACCAGCACCAUGCUUCAACACUGUUGUCUAAGCUUGGUGAUAAGCGAGGGUUGGGUUUUUAUAAGCUCAACAAAGUCAGCUUCAGUUCCAAGUUAAAAACACUAAAAAAAAAUGUGGAGAGAAGUUCAAGGGUUGUGAAUACUCAGAACACUAUGCAUAUUUUAUAAAUUAAAUACACUGAAAAACACAACUAUAAUUUUUUUCCCCCACACACUAUGUAUAGGCUCGUAAAACAAUCUAACUUGUGUAUGGUAUGUACUGAUGGGAUCAACUGGAGAGUAGAUGAAUAGUAUCUGCUACUAAAAUCAGCAGUAUACAGUAAGUCACAUGACCAACAAAUACAGUGAAUAACUUUGUAAAGUUUUGUAUUCUUUAUUAAAAUACUGUUGUACACACAAAUAUUGCAAAAUGUGAGACAAUGAAACACAAUAGGGCAUUAAAAGUACUAAGAUCUUU